CAUUAUCCUCCAUCUUUUUCCUUGUGCCACUAUUUACUGUGCGAGAGGAAACCUUAUCUAAAGUUAUUUUUGCUACAGUUCCGUCCUACGUCACACUACAAUAGACAUGGACCAUAUGAUCAACUGGAAGGCCCUGGACAAUGUCCCUCUGCUCUUCUACAUCCUGGCAUUGAAGACCCUGAUCUUGUGUAUGGGCUUUGCGGGUGUGAAGAUGUAUCAGGCCAGGAAGGAGGAGGAGAAGCUGAAGAAGCUGAGGGCCGAGCAAAGAAAAAUUGCAGAGGCAGCACAGGAGUUGCUCGACAACAAGAAAGAUGACUGACCUGCAGGAAAAUGGAUAAAAGAAAGAAACCAUUUCACCUGACCAGUGUAGAGAUUUCCUUGCUUCGAAGAAUACGUCUUGUGCUCUGAUGUUCUAGAGGGGAAGCGUUGAAUGUAAAAUUUUCCUGUUGGACUACAUGCAUUGAACAGGCCUGAAGUUCUAGACAUCGCUGAUGGUGUGUCAGAUUCUUUCUUUUAUUUUUUACACAGACUGUUAACUUAAGAUCCACCAAAUGUUUUGUAAAUAAAGACUCUUUUUGUA
This is a messenger RNA of Esox lucius (northern pike), 580 nucleotides long. RefSeq names its product small integral membrane protein 11A. Bases 107 to 319 code for a protein of 70 amino acids. The record is from RefSeq and is a predicted model, not a curated record. Lineage: Eukaryota; Metazoa; Chordata; Actinopteri; Esociformes; Esocidae. The transcript has 3 exons.